UCCUCUUCCUCUUCCUCCCAUUGCUGCUGCCGCCGUAGAAGGGCGAGACUGAGGCCCUAGGCGAAGAAGCGGAUUGCGUCAACGAGGAGAGAGACCUACAUAGCUAGAAUAUAAGUAGUGGCUAUAAAGAUAUAAAAAAAGUAGAGGGUUCAAGAAAAUUAAAGGUUAAAGAUGAAGGAUUUGCUACCGUCAGCGAUUAAAAACAAAGAGAAAAGAUCGGAAGUUCAUGCGAAGUUGAAGCACCAGAAGAAACUUGAAAAGAAGAAGAAGGCCAAGGUUCGUGAAGCUGCAGAGAAGCAAGCAUUGGAGCUGGGGGAGGAGCCUCCUGCAAGGCCAGUCCCUCGGACCAUUGAAAACACCCGUGAGCUUGAUGAAACUGUUUGUAAGCCUGAUGAUGAAGAGCUAUUUGCUGGAAACGAUGCUGAUGAAUUCAGCUGCAUAUUGAAAGAAGAACGCACUCCUAAGGUGUUGAUCACAACAUCUCGCUUCCACUCCUCGAGAGGGCCUGCAUUUAUUGACGAGCUCAUAUCUGUUAUCCCCAAUGCUCAUUAUCAUAAAAGAGGAACUUAUGACCUCAAAAAGAUUGUUGAAUAUGCCAAUAAUAAAGAUUUCACCUCUAUCAUAGUUGUUCAUACCAACCGUCGGGAACCAGAUGCUUUACUAAUUAUUGGAUUACCAAGUGGGCCUACUGCUCACUUCAAAUUAUCGAGGCUUGUUUUGCGGAAGGACAUUAAGAAUCAUGGAAAUCCAACCAACCACCAGCCUGAGUUGGUUUUCAAUAAUUUCACAACACGCUUGGGACAUCGUAUAGGCAGGUUAAUACAGUCACUGUUCCCACAAGACCCAAAUUUCCGAGGACGGAGAGUCGUUACAUUUCACAAUCAGCGUGAUUUCAUAUUCUUCCGCCAUCACCGCUACAUUUUUGAAACAAAAGAAACCAAAGAGCCUGAAUCAAAAGGUAAAGGGAAAAACGAGGUGGCUAAAACUCAAGAGAAAGUUAUUACCAGGCUUCAGGAAUGUGGCCCUCGCUUCACGCUGAAGCUAAUCAGUCUUCAGCAUGGAACAUUUGAUACAAAGGGAGGUGAAUAUGAAUGGACACACAAGCCUGAGAUGGACACCAGUCGGAGAAGGUUUUUCUUGUGAUGUCCUCCGGGGGGUGCGAUUUUUGUAGCGAACUUAAUUUUAGAUGUGAUUUUCUUGAGAAUUUGUGCCUUCUUUCUGUGUUUCUUUUUGGCUCCAAAUUUUCUUGCAUUAUGCAACUCGAUGUACCUUUUGAUGGAAGUGUAUAAGAAUUAGCAAAAGAUUUGCUCAAUGACAACAAAAUCAAUUUCUGUCCAA
This is a messenger RNA of Salvia hispanica, 1338 nucleotides long. RefSeq lists its product as uncharacterized. NCBI's taxonomy places the organism in Eukaryota, Viridiplantae, Streptophyta, Magnoliopsida, Lamiales, Lamiaceae. The record is from RefSeq and is a predicted model, not a curated record. Gene Ontology annotation, biological process: maturation of 5.8S rRNA; maturation of LSU-rRNA. Gene Ontology annotation, cellular component: preribosome, large subunit precursor; nucleolus. Gene Ontology annotation, molecular function: rRNA primary transcript binding.